Molecule: messenger RNA, 1287 nt
Organism: Brettanomyces bruxellensis
Lineage: Eukaryota; Fungi; Ascomycota; Pichiomycetes; Pichiales; Pichiaceae
Exons: 1
Coding region: 1-1287 (428 amino acids)
Molecular function (GO): protein binding
Source: RefSeq, a predicted model, not a curated record
AUGAAGAAAGUAAUCGGUGGCGAUCCAGACAUGAAGGGUGUUUUUAAGUGCAUUUUACUCAUUAUUGUAAAUGCCGUGACAAUGAGCAAUAGUUAUGAUGAGAAUAUAGGACUUAUGUUUGAUCCGGUUAUAGCAUUAAUUAAUCACAGUUGUUACGAUAGAAAUUGUUCCCUUGGUUGGAUGGAUGGUAAAGAAGUUUGUCUUCAUAGUAUUAACCAUAUUGGCUCUGAUAAGGAACUAUUUUUCAGCUACUGUCCUGUCACAAUUCCGGUCGAUAUUCGGCAAAGAAUUUUAAGUAGUAGCUUUUUUUUUAGAUGCCAAUGUGCAAUGUGCAACAGCUCUGUGCAUAAUGGCGAGGAAUGGAUUCCUGUGGUUUGUCCACUUUGCAGGAAGGAAAACAAAAGCAGAAUGUUUAAUUUGAAGACAUUCUUUGAAUAUACGGAUGCUUCUCAUCUGCAAAAAGAAACAGUAACGUGUGCUAAGUGUAAUAACAAAUUUUCGGUUGUAAACACUUGGGACAGUUACAGGAAGCUGAUCUGGAUUCUGCUAGGGGGAACAGUUAAAGACGGAGAGGUUCGACAAGUUGCAAAUUGUCAUCAGUUAGAGAUUCUUCAAGAGAUUUCAACGGGCUUGGAUACCAGUUGUAUUGAUUCGAACAACAUAGAGGAAAUAAAGCAUAUACUGACAAAAAGCAUUCAGCAAGGCGUUUCCUGGAAGUCAUGGCCGAUGCAAAUAAUAGCAAAUGCACUUCUUCAAGCGUAUCAAGCAAAAGAUCCGGAGAGUUUUGAUGUAGUUAAGCUAACAGUGAUAACAAACUCUGUCGGCUCAAGUAUUGAAGGUCUCAGAGGAAUGUGCUACUACAAUAUUGCCGUCGCUUACGAGAGGUGGCUCCAAUACCAAAGACGAGAAUCAAAUCAGAUAGAGACAGAACUGUGUCUGGCAUUGGUAGCAAGGGCUUACCGACGUUUAUGGGAAGAGACGGCCACAGUUACAUCGCCAAUGAAAGAUCUCCUCGCAAUGGCAAAAAACAGACAGAAGCGGGGACAUCACAAUUCGAUAGCAUAUAUGAAGGAGAAUCAGAUACAGCAACUUAUAUGCAAAUUUAACCGGAAAUGCUCUAUUGAUGGGCAAAACGUCACCAUGGAAAUUAUUGAUGGUCCCAAGGUGAAUUCCGAGCAAGGCAUCACCAAAGAAAGCAUAUAUUCAAUAAAAAGGGCAGAGAAAUCAUUAAAAUCGGACAGCGUUAGCGUUGAUGACGGUAAUAUAUUUCAGGUGCUGUUGAAAUAA